UUUGGUAUGUAAAAACUAAUAUGGCCGCCUUUUUAUAAUGAAAAUUUUCAGGUUUUUCGUCGCUAGUUUUUGUUUUUGAAAUGUUCAGUACGUUUUUUUGAACGUUUGUUAGAGUUGAAUGGCCAAUGUCGAGGCUGUCUCCUCUUCUGUUGUCAGAGAAUAUCUAAGUAGAAAGGGUUUAAAAGAAACUUUGGCUAUGUUAGACAGAGAAUUACCUAGAACUCAAAAUUGCAUCAACAAUCGUGCACAACUUGCUAAAGAACUUCAUAUCAAUACAUUGAUGAAGAAAAACAAAGAAAGUGAGAAUAAUUAUCGAACUAUGCUUGAAGUUAUUAUUCAUUUUAUGAUCUCAAAAUCUUGGCAGCAAAAGUUUGAUAGCUUUUCAAAGCCUUCUUCUCCAAGCACUUUUAGAACUAAUGGAAAACAUAACACAGUACCUCCUUGCAAAGCCAAACAAAACAAGACAGAAAAUAAUAUGGUAAAACAUGAAAGUGGCAAAUCAAAAGAAAUCUGGAAAUCUGAAUAUCCCCCUAAAUGUAGAGAAGGUCAAAACUUGAUGGAAACUGAUGGAAAUAGAACUUCAUCUGGAAAAGAUUUAGCAUUAAGUAUAACAGACAGACAUAAAAGAAUAUUGAGACAUGACAAUCAAUGUAAUCUUCAUGAUGGUGAAGACAAUUUCUUCUCAAACAGAAUAAAACCUGAGGAUUGUUUUUUAGGUGAUGGAACCAACCUUACCCCUGUUAAGACCAGAACAGCAACUACGGAGGGAUUGUCUGGGGAAAAAAGUGAUGUUACAAACAUAUUCAGUCAAGAACCUAGUGUAAAAAUGGGUGUCUUGUUAAAUAACACUUCCACAAUUAAAAAUGCAAAUGCAAAGAAAACCAUGUUGAAAUGUGAUGCUCCUGGAAGUGUAAGAAGCACAGGCCUUCGUGAUACAAGGAAGGAUGGGAACAAAAGAAUAAAACCAAAAUAUUUUGUGGAAGAAUUGAAAGACAAUCAAGCUGCCAACUUAAUAAAUUAUGAUAAGUCUAGUGGGAAUUUUGAAAAGAAUUUGUUAGAUGAUUUUAAACAGAGUUCAUAUGUUCAAAGAGGAAGAAAUGUUGAAAAUGUGGAGACACUUCAAACAAUGAACAGGAAAGAAUCAGGUGAAGAAGAACCUAGUUGGAAGAAAGCCAUAAUGAAAGAAACAAGAAAGAAUACAUUCUCUCCUAACUUGAAAACCACAAAGAAUGAUGAUCUCAUAUGUGAAGAUGUUGAUGAAAUUGAUGAAUUAGAUGGCCUUCACUUUAAUACUAGCUUUCAUAAAUCAACAAUGUCUAUAGUCCAGUGUCAUCCUGUAACAUUACAACAAGCCAAGGAUUUAAAGACAAUUGUGUUUGGUUCAUCAAGCAGCAGUUUUAACACUGAGUGGAGAAAUCAAGGAUUUUCAUUUUGCCAUUUAGAACAUUUAAAAUAUGGAAUUGUGCAACACAAGGGUGGCCCCUGUGGUUUACUGGCAUCUGUUCAAGCUGUUGUUUUAAAACAUUUAUUGUUCCCUGACAAUUUGUCUUCUGAUAACAAAAAUUUAUAUUUUCCAUCUGAAGAAGUACAGAAUGGUUUGUGUUCAGCUUUGGUAGAAAUACUUUGGAGAGCUGGCAGUUACAAGACCGCUGUAGUCUGCUUACAUUCUGAAAAGGAUCACUUUUUACCAAGUGGAACAUACAAAGCUGACAGACUCACUGAAAAGCUCAUCAUCUUUGAAACCAAAGAAUUUGAGGAGUUGGAAAUGUUCAUAAAAGAAAAUUUAAAACAGUUUUCCAGUAAAGAUGGUGGGUGUAUUCUGCUCUUAUACUCUGUGAUCUUGUCAAGAAGUGUAAAGAGGGUAAAGGAAGAUAUGGAUGAUGAAAAUGGAACAUUGAUGGGUGCUCAUGGAUAUUGUACCCAGGAUAUGGUCAACCUGCUUCUUACUGGAAAAGCAAUUUCUAACACAUUUGAUGACGUUAUUCAACUUGACACUGGAGGAGAUAAAAAGAACAUCCUGAAAGGCAUAGAUAAACAAAGUGAUAUUGGACUAUUGUCAUUGUUUGAACAUUAUAAGUCUUGUUUGGUUGGUUCAAACUUGAAGAAUCCAAAAUAUCCUAUCUGGGUUGUCUGCAGUGAGAGCCACUUUAGCGUCAUAUUUUCAACAAAAAGAAAUCUUGUUAAUAAAAGGAGGUCUGUUAAGAAAUUUGAUCUUUACUAUUAUGAUGGUUUAGCUGGACAGACGGAAGAAAUACGUUUAACUAUUGAUUUAUGUGAAAAAAAUGUGAAAGAAGCAACAGACGAUGAUCUAAUUCCACCUCUGGAACACUGCAUAAGAACCAAAUGGAAAGAUGCGGUUAUCGAUUGGAACGGAACUGAACCAUUGUUAUGAUGAACAACAAAAUAUAUGGACGUUUUAAAUAUAUCUCAUGAUUA
Molecule: messenger RNA, 2436 nt
Organism: Dendronephthya gigantea
Lineage: Eukaryota; Metazoa; Cnidaria; Anthozoa; Malacalcyonacea; Nephtheidae
Product: probable ubiquitin carboxyl-terminal hydrolase MINDY-4
Exons: 21
Coding region: 119-2392 (757 amino acids)
Biological process (GO): protein K48-linked deubiquitination
Molecular function (GO): cysteine-type deubiquitinase activity; protein binding; K48-linked deubiquitinase activity
Source: RefSeq, a predicted model, not a curated record